AUGCCUUUGCUUGCUGAAAGCAGCAAGGGAGAUUUGCCACUCUGCUUGGGAUUUCUGUGUGCCUGUGAAAGCCUCAAGAAGCUCGGAAACGGUCUGGUAAAAGCAUCUACUUGUGAUGGUGCGGACCGAAAUCGAGAUCCAAGGCUGUACCUGUUGGCAGAGUCCCACGGCCCUGAGCGAAGCGUGGCAACCGUUGGUCACUGGCCUCACCAGAGCACAGAGCAGCCCCGGGAGGAGCCCUCAGCCAGCUCUCUAGGACAGAUUAAGUUUAACCCCACGGUGCGACACAUUGUGAUUAAUGAGCACAAGGAUGUCACGUUUAAUUGCUCCAUCAAAGUACCUCAGCUGCUGCUCAGGCCGGACACCCCAGGCAUUUCCUUGUGGAAGGACGGGAGGGAGCUGCAUGUGCUGGACCGCAUCGCCACCAGCCACUUCGAAAUCUCCGACGAGGAGGAGGUGGCAAUGACCUCCACCUUCAGCAUCCUUGCCGCCCAGCGCUCGGAUAACGGCUCCUACGUUUGCAAACUCAACAUCUCUGGCACAGAGGUGGUGUCAGAUCCCAUCUCGGUGCAGCUGGAAGGGCUCCCACACUUCAUUCAUCAGCCCGAGAAGCUGAAGGUCACCAAGAACAGUCCCUUCAACCUCACAUGCCAAGCCGUGGGCCCGCCGGAGCCUGUGGAGAUCUACUGGUUUCGCAACAACAUCCAAGUCAAUGAGAAGCCCUACAUCUCCCCAUCAGUCCUGACCGUGCCAGGUCUUAAUGAAACGGCGCUGUUCAGCUGCGAGGCUCACAACAGUAAAGGGCUGACCGCCUCCAACCCGGGGCAGGUCAACGUGAAAGGAAUACCAUCCGCACCCGCCAGCGUGCAUGUCCUCAACCGAACGGCCCACGGAAUCGUGAUAUCCUGGGUGCCGGGCUUUGAUGCAUUCUCUGCCUUGAACAGCUGCAGUGUCCAGGUCAAGGAAGCUGUUCCACGAAGCAACGUCUCACUUCUGCUCUUCAAUACCUCGGUGCCUCCCCACGUGUAUCACAUCCAGCAGCUGGGGCCCAUGGCGGACUAUAACAUCCGCGUUUCCUGUGGGAAUGAAGUCGGCUGGUCGCCGUUUAGCCCGUGGAUAACCGCCAGCACCACCGAGGGCGCUCCAACCACCCCACCACUGAACGUCACGGUGUCAUUCAAUGAAUCCAGCUCCUCCCUGGAGAUCCGAUGGGUGAAGCCGCCCCUGGGGAGGAUCCACGGAGAACUGCAGGGCUAUCACAUCUGGUACAGGUGGCAGAACUCCAAGGGGUUGCAGAAUGUCUCCGCUGAAGCCUGGCAGAACACCAGCGUGGCCGUCCUGCCCGUGGUGGCCACCAACGCCACCUGCUCCGUCCGUGUGGCUGCAGUCACCAAGGGGGGAGUGGGACCUUUCAGCAGCCCAGUGGAGGUCUUCAUCCCCGGCAGCGGAUUAAUAACCUCAGCGCCCUCUUCGACUCCAGCCUCCGGGAACGCAGACUCCUUUAUCAUAGCCCUGGGCUUUAUCUGCGGGACGAUUGCUGUUGGGCUGAUCCUCUGCUUGUCCGUGGUCAUCCAGAAAAGAUGCAUGGAAACAAAAUAUGGGUAAGACGAAGGGAAAACAGACUCGGAGCUGGCAGUGAACUACACGGCCAAGAAGUCCUACUGUCGGAGAGCCAUUGAACUUACGCUGGGCAGCCUGGGCGUCAGCAGUGAGCUCCAGCAGAAGCUGCAGGACGUUGUCGUGGACAGAAACGCCCUCAGCCUGGGGAAGGUCCUGGGAGAGGGGGAGUUCGGGUCAGUGAUGGAGGGGCGUCUCAGCCAGCCUGAAGGCACCCCGCAGAAGGUGGCUGUGAAGACUAUGAAGUUGGAUAACUUCUCCCAAAGGGAGAUAGAAGAGUUCCUCAGCGAAGCAGCGUGCAUGAAGGACUUUGACCAUCCCAAUGUCAUCAAACUCCUAGGCGUGUGCAUCGAGCUGAGCUCCCAGCAGGUCCCCAAGCCCAUGGUGAUUCUCCCAUUCAUGAAAUAUGGCGACCUGCACAGCUUCCUGCUUCGCUCGCGGCUGGAGAUGGCUCCCCAGUUUGUGCCCCUGCAGACGCUGGUGAAGUUCAUGGUGGAUAUCGCCCUGGGGAUGGAGUAUCUGAGCAGUCGGCACUUUCUCCACAGGGAUUUGGCGGCUCGAAACUGCAUGUUACGGGACGACAUGACGGUGUGCGUGGCAGACUUCGGUUUGUCGAAGAAGAUUUACAGCGGCGAUUACUACCGUCAGGGCCGAAUAGCAAAAAUGCCGGUGAAGUGGAUUGCCAUCGAGUCCCUGGCUGACCGCGUCUACACCACCAAGAGCGAUGUGUGGGCAUUUGGCGUUACCAUGUGGGAGAUAGCGACCCGCGGGAUGACGCCCUACCCAGGAGUGCAGAACCACGAGAUCUAUGAGUACCUCUUCCACGGGCAGCGCCUGAAAAAGCCCGAGGACUGCUUGGAUGAGCUGUAUGAAAUAAUGUUUGCGUGCUGGAGAGCUGACCCUGCCGCCCGCCCGACGUUCUCGCAGCUGAAGGUCCAUCUGGAGAAGCUGCUGGAAAACCUGCCCGCCGUCAGGGGAUCCGGGGACGUCAUCUACAUCAACACCAGCCUGCCCAAGGAGAGCCCGGACUCCACGCAGGAUUCAGGCUUCCCCCAAGCGGACUCUGAUUUGGACCCCGGGGACGUUGCCGAGCCCUGCUCCCCCGGAGCGGAGGCGGCGCUGGUGGCCGUGGACGUCCACCACAACGAACGAUGGGGGACGAGGUACGUCCUGGAGGCCUACGGAUGGUCUGGGCCCCUGCUAGACAGCCCGCUGAGGGAUUUCAGGCUGCAAGACAUCCCCAUCGAAAAUCGCAAGCGGAGCCCAAACGGGAACAGCGGGGUGCUUCAAAAUCCCCUUCUCCCAGGCAGCAGGUUUCCGUCUGUCCUGGCCGUGUGCCGAGAAAACCAUCGGUCCUGUUGCAACGACGAGGAAACAGGAGUCUCCUCCUGCCCUGCCCUGCAAGCCCCCGCGGACGGGAGGAAGUUUGGCACCAAGUAUUUGGUGGAGCACGAGGUUCACUUCACCUGCGACCCGGGCUUCCAGCUCCAGGGCUCCAGCACGCGGACGUGCCAGGCCAACGGCAGCUGGACCGGGCAGGAGCCCCGCUGCGUAG
Pygoscelis adeliae (Adelie penguin) is the source of this 3172-nucleotide messenger RNA. RefSeq names its product MER proto-oncogene, tyrosine kinase (gene MERTK). Gene Ontology annotation, biological process: positive regulation of kinase activity; protein phosphorylation; multicellular organism development. NCBI's taxonomy places the organism in Eukaryota, Metazoa, Chordata, Aves, Sphenisciformes, Spheniscidae. The annotation marks the transcript as partial. Gene Ontology annotation, molecular function: ATP binding; transmembrane receptor protein tyrosine kinase activity; protein binding. The record is from RefSeq and is a predicted model, not a curated record. Gene Ontology annotation, cellular component: signaling receptor complex. The transcript has 21 exons.